This is a messenger RNA of Leptosia nina, 1167 nucleotides long. Lineage: Eukaryota; Metazoa; Arthropoda; Insecta; Lepidoptera; Pieridae. The record is from the annotation of a GenBank genome assembly.
AUGGCGUGUCUACUAAAAAUAAAGCGAAGUGGGUACCUGGCUCGUUUUCCACGCUCCAUAAGUCGCCGUAGCUCUACCCUCGCGUAUUCAGACGAAAUACAAAGUGCUAAAAAAGAUAACAAGCCGAUUGUCGCUUUAGAAUCCACUAUUAUUACACAUGGAAUGCCUUACCCUAAGAACUUGGAGACGGCCUUGGAAGUUGAAAAUAUUAUUCGGGAGCAAGGAGCCGUGCCGGCGACAGUUGCAAUUCUCAAAGGGCAGAUAACUGUGGGUCUGACGAAAACUCAACUGGAAUACUUAGCGAGAGCGAAGGACGUCGUCAAGGCCUCGCGGAGGGAUCUGGCGACAGUUGUCGCAGAUAAACGAGAUGGCGCCACCACCGUUGCGGGGACUAUAAUUACCGCUGAGCUGGCAGACAUUCCCGUCUUUGUCACGGGCGGAAUAGGAGGUGUCCACAGGGAAGGCGAAAAAACCAUGGAUGUGUCAGCAGAUCUCACAGAGCUUGGACGCAGUAGAACCCUCGUCGUUUGCAGCGGGGUCAAAUCUAUUCUAGAUAUUAGACGAACUUUGGAAUUCUUGGAGACACAAGGCGUAACUGUGUGUGCGUUUGGCGACUCGAAACAAUUUCCAGCGUUUUAUACCAGACGGUCUGGAUACGAGGCUCCAUACAACGUAGUUGAUGCAGAACACGCCGCGCUCGUGCUUAGCUCGGCACGUGCUUUACAACUCUCGUCUGGCAUCGUUAUCGCUGUCCCUGUGCCAAAAAAAUACGCAAUGGAUGAGAAAGUUAUAGACACAGCAAUAUCAAACGCUUUACUGGAAGCUGAAGAGAAAGGAGUGCAAGGAAAGGAGAUAACGCCCUUUCUUCUAGCAGCAGUUUCUAAGGCAACAGGCGGUGCAUCUCUUAACACUAAUAUUGCUCUAAUAAAGAACAACGCGAAAGUAGGCGCCGAUAUUGCAGUUCAAUAUCAGAAACGGAUUUACGAAUUGGGAAAUUCGUCUAACUUCACCGUUUCAAGGAGAUUUCAUACGUCAACUCGUUUGAGCUCCACCAGAGAAGAGUCUAAAGAUGGCGACGUUUUGGUUAUCGGCGGCGCAAACGUCGACAGAACGUAUAGAAUUACCGAGGAAAAUGUGCAACUGCCACAAAGAAAGAAUGUCUUCUAA